Molecule: messenger RNA, 378 nt
Organism: Acanthoscelides obtectus
Lineage: Eukaryota; Metazoa; Arthropoda; Insecta; Coleoptera; Chrysomelidae
Source: the annotation of a GenBank genome assembly
AUGAUUGAAGCCGAAAUAUCUACAACUGAGAAGAUUCCAACUGAUUCUAGCAAUCUCAGUGAUCGUAGAGGAUACGACUUGGUUUUAUAUGAUAAACAUUGUAAUACUACCAAUCACCAGCCUCAAGAUCCAGUAAUGCUUUUACCUCAAGAAAACUUCACGAUGGAGACCGUAACUCAAGAAUCUCUUCAGUCAGAAAACAUUUUCGAAGAGGCUACAAGCAACAGUCCUCAGCCUGGAUGUAGCAACUAUUACACAGUGUCUUGUAAUAUAGAUCGUCCUACAGUUGUUCGUUUAAAAAGAAAAUCGCCCAUAGAUCCAGAUUUCAUCAACAAGCAUCCCAGUAGUGACAAAAGUUCAACGAAGAGUACAGAAUAA